Molecule: messenger RNA, 656 nt
Organism: Selaginella moellendorffii
Lineage: Eukaryota; Viridiplantae; Streptophyta; Lycopodiopsida; Selaginellales; Selaginellaceae
Exons: 3
Coding region: 153-521 (122 amino acids)
Source: RefSeq, a predicted model, not a curated record
AAUAUCAGAUAUUAGAUGGUAAAAUAUCUGAAAAUAUCCAAAUAUAUUUUCAAUCUAAGAAAACACACAUGAUUAAAUUAUAAAUAAAAGGAAGGUCUAUUAUUGAUUAAACUACCGUAGAUUGUAGGGUUCCAACAAUCCGGUGGGAAGAAAUGGCGGGGCUGAGCUCGCGAUUGCCGCAAUGGGCAUUUCCCCGAGCGGUUUCUUCCGCAGCAGCGACGCAUAGGAAUCGGAGGCUCGUCUUGUACAGCAAACCCGGCUGCUGCCUCUGCGAUGGGCUCAAAGAAAAGCUCCAAGCCGCGUUUUUGAUUGGGGGUGACGCGAGUUCCCUCGCUGGGACGCUCUUGGAGGUGAGAGACAUAACUUCCAAUCCGGAAUGGGAGAAGGCUUACCAGUAUGAGAUACCUGUUCUAGCUCGGAUCAAAGACGAUGGGCUGGAAGAAGUUCUUCCAAGGAUGUCGAUGCGUAUCAGCGUGGAGCAACUCCACAAGAAAAUGGGAGCACUGUUGGACGAUUCAUAGCUGUGAUUGCCAAGUUAUAUUGUAGAUGGUGUGUGACAAAAAACAUAGAACCUGGAUCGUUUUACCAAUCGAGGCCCAAGUUUCUCGAGAGAAACAAGGUCUCUACGUGAUGAAUCACAGGCUUGACACCACCCA